AUUUAUUUCUAAUGGUUUUCGAUAUCACUGUAGUGCCCCUUCAAAUAAUUAUAAUCCUGUAUAUUAUUAUCAUCUUCAAAUCGAUUUUCAUAAUGUUCCUAACACAGUUCGAUUGAAUUAAGAGAUUGUAAGAAAUCGUUGAACUGCGAGUAAAAUUGAACUGAUUUACUAAUUUACGGGUUUCACAAUAAAUUUUGCCGCAUUCGAAACAAGUUGGUCAACGACAUAAUAUCGCAACAGAUAACCUGCUUUUCGAGGCUGACAUUUAGUAUUUUAUGAAAAAAUUAAACGAUAGCUAUUCAGUUAUGUUUCUGUCAUGAAUAGAAUUAGACAAUACCCGGUGAGACCUAUAGUUCUCGCUCUACUACUUGUUUUUUUUGUUGGUGUUAAAAAUGAGAAGGAUAGUGCGUUGGAACUCAAAAUUGACUACUACGAAGCUCUUAUCAAGAAGGGUGUCAAGGAUGCUUUAAAUCAUAAACCAAGGAUAGAUAAUAGUGAUUUUUUGUCUAAUGUUGAUGAGACACAAAUACAUGAAUACGGCACUUUUGACUUCAUCGUUGUUGGUGCCGGGACAAGCGGCUGUGUUGUGGUUAACCGUCUAUCAGAAAUCCCAGACUGGAGGAUCUUGGUCCUUGAAGCUGGAGAGGGCGAAGACGAUUUAUCCGAAAUUCCAGGAUUGCAUACUCUGACAUCGAAUUUUCGGAAGAACUGGGGAUAUAUUUCCACUCCACAACAAAAUGGUUGUCUUGGUAUGAUUGACCACCAAUGCCUUGUCACCAGAGGACUUUCAGUAGGCGGUAGCAGCGCAACUGGAGCCCUUAUUUACAACCGAGGAGUCAAACAGGAUUACAAAGCCUGGGCAGAUGCAGGAAACCCAGGAUGGUCAUUCGAGGAAAUUUUACCAUACUUCAAGAAAGUUGAGAACUACCGUAUCAAGAGCAGCCCAUAUAACCAUGGAUUCGGCGGUCCAAUCAACGUUGAAUAUAGUGAACCUAAAUCAGCUUUACAUCAAGCAAUCGUAGAUGGAAUGACAGAAAUAGGUUACGAUACUAUUGACGAAAUAGGCGAUGGCUUCGGAAGAAUACAGUAUAAUACUUGGGAAGGAAAGAGAAUUAGCAGCGGUAACACUUAUUUGAAAGACGCUAGGAAUCGAGUCAACACAAACAUUACUACAAAAGCUCUUGUAACCAAGGUACUUUUCAAUUCUCAAAAGAUGGCAACUGGUGUAAAAUUUGUUAAAAAUGGCAAAUUGUUUAGAGCUUUCGCGAAUAAGGAAGUGAUUUUAUCAGCAGGUGUCAUCAAUACGCCUCAACUGUUAAUGCUUUCAGGAGUGGGUCCAAAGAAAAUCCUCCGAAAACACAAGAUUAGUGUUGUUCAAGAUCUUCCAGUAGGGCAAACUUUGAAAGACCACUUCGGAUAUCUGAGUGUAUACAUAAGAACUAACUUCACCCAAAUAACUCCACCUAUGAGAGAACUUCUAAAACAAUACUUUGAUGGUUAUGGAUAUCUGACUAAAUCUUUGAACUCCGAGUUUUUGGGCUACUCUUCAAUCAACUCUUCGAUUAACAGACCCAAUAUAGAGUAUAUAUUUGCUCCUCCAACAGGUACUAGAAUCGGUCUAUACGCAUCAAAGAGAUUCACCAAGGAGAUGACAGCAUCUGUUUCCAAAAAUUACAACAUCUCUACCGACCUUGCAAUAUCUGUCACAUUGCUCCAUCCAAAAUCAACGGGACGAAUUACAUUGAAAUCUGCUAAUGCCAUGGACUUCCCCGAAAUCGACAUUGGUAUUUUCCAGAACGAAGAUGACGUUGAAGAACUCUACAAAGGAAUACGGAAUAUAGUCAGAAUUUUGGAUACCAAAUCGUUCAAAAAGAUCAACGCGACUAUUUAUUCUAUUCCAAAACCUUGUGAAGCUCACAAGUUCAAUUCUAAGUCGUUUUGGUAUUGUAGUAUAAAGCAUAUAGCAUUUGCUGCUCAUCAGUUGACUUCUUCGACUAAAAUGGGUCCUAUUGGUGAUCCUAUGGCAGUCGUCGAUCAGAGUUUGAAAGUGUACGGGGUGAAGAAUCUGAGAGUAGCUGACUGCGGUGUGAUUCCUGUUACCUUGUCUGGACAAUUGAAUGGUGUGGCAUAUAUGAUCGGAGAGAAAGCUGCGGAUUUGUUGAAAAUGCAACAUUUAGAAAGACUUUAGAAGGAAGAGCGUCUAUUUAAAUUAUUAAGUACCUGUUAUGUCAUAAAUAUAUAAAUUCUGAAUAAGUGUAAAAUAAGCCUAUUUCUGCUUCUAAGCUCGAUUUUGUAUAUCAUUAUGAAUAGCCAUAAAGAAAACCAAAGCUCAAGAUAAUUUUUAAAUUUAUAAUAUUUUCGGAUAUGAUCGGAGCAAAUGAAAUAAUCACAUCCGACUGAAAACUGUAAAAUGUAAGUAUGGAAAGAUAAAAAAUAUAGUGUUCUUCAUAGGAAGGUUUUUGAAAUUCUAUUUUUACUUUAAGUUUAACAUAAAUUACUAGAUCUCGAAAUCUGAAUACUUCAGAGAUAAAAAAGAAGAAUAUAAAAGUCUUUAUUCUUUUUGAACGCUCGUUGCCUGAAAAAAUAACAGUUUGAUCACGAUGUUUGUAAUUUUCCAAUUAUAGGCCGAGCAUGGUCACAAACUAGGCUUGGUUUAUACUGAUGACAAAUCCGUCCUCGAACUAAAUCCCGUUAGUCCAUCCGUAAACACGAUAACUCUCAGAAGAAAUUACCCACAAGUUUGAAAAUCGGGUACAUAUAUGUAUAAUUGGUAAUAAUUUCAAGCUUCGUGCAAAAUUUCGUUUUGAUAUCUU
Molecule: messenger RNA, 2813 nt
Organism: Harmonia axyridis
Lineage: Eukaryota; Metazoa; Arthropoda; Insecta; Coleoptera; Coccinellidae
Product: glucose dehydrogenase [FAD, quinone]-like
Exons: 3
Coding region: 317-2188 (623 amino acids)
Molecular function (GO): flavin adenine dinucleotide binding; oxidoreductase activity, acting on CH-OH group of donors
Source: RefSeq, a predicted model, not a curated record